Messenger RNA from Erinaceus europaeus (western European hedgehog), 663 nucleotides. RefSeq names its product large ribosomal subunit protein uL13-like. The record is from RefSeq and is a predicted model, not a curated record. NCBI's taxonomy places the organism in Eukaryota, Metazoa, Chordata, Mammalia, Eulipotyphla, Erinaceidae. Gene Ontology annotation, biological process: negative regulation of translation; translation. Gene Ontology annotation, molecular function: mRNA binding; structural constituent of ribosome. Bases 26 to 637 code for a protein of 203 amino acids. The transcript has a single exon. Gene Ontology annotation, cellular component: ribosome; cytosolic large ribosomal subunit.
AGAAGUUCCCAGGCGGCUGCCGAAGAUGGCGGAGGGGCAGGUCUUGAUCCUCGAUGGCCGAGGCCAUCUCCUGGGCCGCCUGGCGGCCAUCGUGGCCAAGCAGGUGCUGCUGGGCCGGAAGGUGGUGGUGGUGCGCUGUGAGGGCAUCAACAUUUCUGGCAACUUCUACCGGAACAAGCAGAAGUAUCUGGCCUUUCUCCGCAAGCGGAUGAACACCAACCCCUCCCGCGGCCCCUACCACUUCCGAGCCCCCAGCCGCAUCUUCUGGAGGACCGUGCGGGGGAUGCUGCCUCACAAGACCAAGCGGGGCCAGGCCGCCCUGGACCGGCUGAAGGUGUUUGACGGCAUCCCGCCCCCAUACGACAAGAAAAAGCGGAUGGUGGUGCCGGCUGCCCUCAAAGUCGUGCGUCUGAAGCCAACGAGGAAGUUUGCCUACCUGGGGCGCCUGGCUCACGAAGUGGGCUGGAAGUACCAGGCGGUGACGGCCACCCUGGAGGAGAAGCGCAAGGAGAAGGCCAAGAUGCAUUACCGCAGGAAGAAGCAGCUGAUGAGGCUACGGAAACAGGCCGAGAAGAACGACGAGAAGAAGAUCUGCAAGUUCACAGAGGUCCUUAAGACCCACGGACUCCUGGUCUGAGCCCAAUAAACUUGACUGUUUGCUCA